Molecule: messenger RNA, 1543 nt
Organism: Mandrillus leucophaeus (drill)
Lineage: Eukaryota; Metazoa; Chordata; Mammalia; Primates; Cercopithecidae
Gene: CDH22
Product: cadherin 22, type 2
Exons: 8
Coding region: 1-1467 (488 amino acids)
Biological process (GO): cell-cell junction assembly; adherens junction organization; multicellular organism development
Cellular component (GO): adherens junction; catenin complex; plasma membrane
Molecular function (GO): calcium ion binding; cadherin binding
Source: RefSeq, a predicted model, not a curated record
AUGAGCUCUCGCUUGGCGUUCGAGGCCUUUGUCCGCGCGCAGCCUCGCGGCGCCCCCAUCAGCGUUAUCAGCAUGGGGAAGCGGCGGCCGGAGCUGGCGGGGCCUCUUUGGGCCGCUGCUGCCCGAGACAUGUGUUGGACACGGGCCUUUAAGGCCUGGAGCCGCCACACAAAGGCCCGGGAAGAAGGCGGAACAAAGGGCUUUUUCACGCGGCAACUGAAAAGCUGCAGAUUAGCUCGCGCGUGCUACGCAGGCGAGAGGAGCCGGCGGCCGUGUCCCCAGGCCCCCUCCCACGGCACUCGCCCAGCGCUACAUGCCAACUGCGUGCUGUACCGGUACGCCAUUGACCGCGAAUCAGAUUUGGACCAGAUCUUCGAUAUCGAUGCGGACACAGGCGCCAUCGUGACUGGCAAGGGGCUGGACCGCGAGACAGCCGGCUGGCACAACAUCACGGUGCUGGCCAUGGAGGCGGACAAUCAUGCCCAGCUCUCCCGGGCAUCCCUAAGGAUCCGAAUCCUGGAUGUGAACGACAAUCCCCCAGAACUGGCCACACCCUACGAGGCAGCUGUAUGCGAGGAUGCCAAGCCAGGCCAGCUCAUCCAGACCAUCAGCGUGGUGGACAGAGACGAGCCCCAAGGCGGGCACCGCUUCUAUUUCCGCCUGGUGCCUGAAGCUCCCAGCAACCCUCAUUUCUCUCUGCUUGACAUCCAAGACAACACCGCUGCAGUGCACACGCAGCACGUGGGCUUCAACCGGCAGGAGCAGGACGUGUUCUUCCUGCCCAUCCUGGUAGUGGACAGCGGGCCACCCACGCUGAGCAGCACGGGCACACUCACCAUCCGCAUCUGUGGCUGCGACAGCUCCGGCACCAUCCAAUCCUGCAACACCACGGCCUUUGUCAUGGCCGCCUCCCUCAGCCCCGGCGCCCUCAUUGCCCUCUUGGUCUGCGUUCUCAUACUGGUCGUGCUGGUGCUGCUGAUCCUCACCCUCAGGCGCCACCACAAGAGCCACCUGAGCUCGGACGAGGAUGAGGACAUGCGGGACAACGUCAUCAAAUACAACGACGAAGGCGGCGGCGAGCAGGACACCGAAGCCUACGACAUGUCGGCGCUGCGGAGCCUCUACGACUUCGGCGAGCUCAAGGGCGGCGACGGGGGCCCCUCCGAGCGCCACUCGCUGCCGCAGGGGCCGCCGAGCCCCGAGCCGGACUUCUCAGUGUUCAGGGACUUCAUCAGCCGCAAGGUGGCGUUGGCGGACGGGGACCUAUCGGUGCCGCCCUACGACGCCUUCCAGACCUACGCCUUCGAGGGCGCGGACUCACCGGCCGGCUCGCUCAGCUCGCUGCACAGUGGCUCGUCGGGCUCGGAGCAGGACUUCGCCUAUCUCAGCAGCUGGGGUCCGCGCUUCCGGCCCCUGGCCGCGCUCUACGCCGGCCACCGCGGGGACGACGAGGCCCAGGCCUCCUAGCCCCGCGCCCUGCCGUCGGGGCGCGGCUGCUCACCCGCCCAGCACACGCCGGGGCCCCCAGGACAACGCGUUUCCC